CGCCAAUGGGUUGAGGCUGGCGGGCAUGGGCUUCGUCACCCCGAGAAGGCCGCGCUUGUUAAGUAAGAUGGGAGCUCGAGGUGUUGCUACUGUACGCGAGGCAGUGGCUCAGGAAGAGGAGGUAGUGGCAGCAGGGGACGUCAGGAUACCGUUUGGACAGCACCAGGGACAGCCUCUCAAGUCUCUUCCGGAAGGCUACUUGAAGGUCCUUGCGCGCAUGGCGAGAUCAAAGUGGGGGUUGCUAGCGGAGGAGGUGCUCAGCGAACGGGGAAGCGUGGAUGGGUGCAGGCAGAAGGCGAACGCAAUCUUAGAGCAGGAAGCCUUUGCUCGCCUUCUCAGAAAUGCCAGCAGUUUAGAGGCGGUGGAGCUGGUCCGUGCCAGGAUCGACGAAAGCGGCGUUCGUCACAACGCCGAGCUGCUCAACGUUUUGAUUCAAGUCUACGGCAAGUAUGGAUGCCUGGUAGAGGCAAAGCAGGUUCUAGACGGCAUGCGCUAUCAGAAUGGAGAGUCGUGGAACACCAUGAUCCUCAUGUACGCUCAGAAUGGACGACUGGAGGAGGCCAAGAGGACUUUCGAUGCAAUGCCAGUUCGAGACGCCGUCUGCUGGAUCACGAUGCUGAGGGCUUAUGCCGCGUUCGAACUUCCAGGACUCGCCAGGGUAGUGUUUGAAGCCAUGCCAAUGCACGACUUAGAAUCAGCGACAGAGAUGAUGGAGGUCCUUCUGUCGAAGGAGGAAAGACAUCGAGUGAAGCUGGUCUUUGACGAGAUGGUGGAAAAAGAUGUCUGCGCUUACAACAGUAUGCUUCGUGCAUAUACCCAGGAAGGGCAUUCGAAUCGGGUGAGAGCCACAGCGGAGAAGAUGCCAGAGUGGGACGUGGUGACGGUGAACACCAUGCUUCAAGCGUUUGCCAGUGAGGGGUCUCUGGAGAACGCCGAACGUUUGUUUGACGAGUUUCCUGAGCGCAACGAAGAGACCAUCAGUAUUAUGCUGAGAGCAUACGCCGCGUCCGGAUGCUCUGAAGCAGCCCAGGCAAUGUUUGAUCGGCUUGUACGUCGGAACGAGGAGCUCUGGACAUUUCUAGUCACCGCGUACUCCAGAGCCGGGCAAGCAGCGGAAGCAAAGUUGGUGUUUGACAAAGUUCCUGGCAAGAGCGACCUUUCGUGGGCAGUCCUAACUGAAGAGUACGCCCAGAACUUGCAGCUGGAAGAUGCAGAGGCCGUGUUUGACAAGGUUCCGAAGUGGAGCGUCCGAUCGUGGAUUGCUAUGAUAUGGGCCUACGCUCAGAGCGGUCACGAGCAAAUGGCCCGGAUCAUUUUUAACAGGUGCUCGACUUAUGACGCGGGGGUCUGGAACGCAUUCAUUGCAGGAAUGACUGUGCUGGGCCGUGCCAGAGAUGCGAUUCAACUUCUCAGAGGUAUGAAUCUGGAAGGUUUCCCUCCGGAUAAGUUUACGUUCCUCAACCUUCUCAAUGCUUGCAGUGCUGAGUGCCUGGCCAGGCAAGGUGGUAGUCUUUUCAAGGAGAUGGUUGCUGAUCAUGGCAUGACUCCGUGGAAAGAUCACUACAGUGCAAUGGUCGAGUUGCUGGGCCGGGCCAAGUAUUUAAAGAUAGGACAAGUUCUCGCCAACAGCAUGCCAUUCGAGCCGGAUUAUGCAACGUGGAAAGCUCUCUUUCAUGCUUGUCGGCACCACCGAGACUUAAAGCUUGGACUGCGAGUUGCAAAGGAGCUUAUUCUCUUGGAUAGACACAACGCCCUGCCGUAUACUCUGCUAGCAGAAUCAUAUGCAGCAGCUGGCAAGCAGGAUAAAGUGGCUGUCAUCCAACGCGUGAUGGAGAAAACUGGAAUUAAGAAAAACUAUGCUGCAAGCUGGAUACUUGUCAAGGGCAAGUUCCAAAACCUCAUGAUCGGAGAUGCUGGACAUCCGGAGAACAGCGAGAUUCGUGCUCAGCUCAGGGAGCUGGUUGACAAGAUUGGGAAGGAGGGAUACAAGCCCGACACAACGCUGGUACUGGAUAAGAACAUGUCCGAAAAGGAGAGGGAGGACAGUUUACUUGAUCACAGUGAGAAGCUUUCGCUUGCUUUCGGCAUGGUCAGCACCAAGCCUCGGUGCCCGCUUCGAAUCAUCAACAGCUCGAGAGUAUGCUCCGACUGCCACAAUGCUCUCAGGUUGGCGUCGCUAGUAACUGGCCGGCUCAUCGUUUUAAGGGACGACUCUCGGAUUCAUCACUUUGAGCGAGGCAAAUGCUCAUGCAGGGACUUUUGCACGAUGCGGUGAGAUGGAAAGUGACACGAAUUUUACACCUGAAGGUGCCUUUCACCAGAGGAACAGAUCGAUAUUUACAUUUGCAACGUGAGAAAACUGUUCCUCGGGCGCGGCGUGGCUGGCGCAGAAGGGAAAAGUCAUCGUUCUCAUUGGAAAAGGGAUUGGGGUCAGAGGAAGCGGACGAGCUGCGAAUCUUGCUAAAGUUUCACGGCAUUGGGAGGCAAGAUUUUUCUUCCAUUUUGAUGGAACCUUCUGCCAAUACAUGAUUUGAGGAGGAAGGGAGGAAAAGGUCGGCAUACGUUCGUACGUAUGGUAGUGUAAUCGAGCACUCAACUUGGUUUCGACGGUUACUUCUA
Selaginella moellendorffii is the source of this 2619-nucleotide messenger RNA. RefSeq names its product pentatricopeptide repeat-containing protein At4g02750. Gene Ontology annotation, molecular function: RNA binding; protein binding; zinc ion binding. NCBI's taxonomy places the organism in Eukaryota, Viridiplantae, Streptophyta, Lycopodiopsida, Selaginellales, Selaginellaceae. Gene Ontology annotation, biological process: RNA modification. The transcript has 2 exons. The coding region runs from base 26 to 2275 and encodes 749 amino acids. The record is from RefSeq and is a predicted model, not a curated record.